GCUUUGCUCUCGCCUCUCACUGUCAAUAGCCUAUUAAAAUCCAAACAACAAAAGCCCAGAUCCUAAUCUCCUCAUCAUAACCUGUACGCCAAAACCUUUCCUAUAAUUCCAUGUCAUCAGGUGAAGGACGAAAUUUAAGGGCUUCCAUUUCAAGCGCACCACAACAAAUCCUUUUUCCAGAUCCACGGUAAGUCUUCCUCGCUACUUUCUUCUUCUUCUUCUUCCCCAAAACCUCCCUCUAAAAAAUCAUGGCUAUAAGCCUAUAACCAAAUAAAUGGGUAUCCGGUGACCGGAGGGAUUCGAAAACAUGGAGUGCGAACUCAAAGACCUCAGUCCGACGCAAGGCGAAUCCAAUCCCCAACCGCCGCAACCACCACAAAGAUCCGAGUCCGCCCACGACGAGGGCUCGACCAAAGACGACCGUCCGCUUCUCAAGCCCGAGCCCGCCGCCUCCGUCUCCCAAGAGAGCCUCCAAGAGCUCGAGAAGAAAUUCGCCGCGUACGUUCGGCAUGACGUGUACGGACCAAUGGGCCGCGGUGAGCUGCCAUUGGAGGAGAAGGUCCUUCUGGGCAUCGCGCUGGUGACGCUGGUGCCGAUACGCGUGAUGGCGGCGAUGACCAUAUUGGUGUUGUACUACGCGAUUUGCAGGAUUUGCACGCUGUUCUCGUCGCCGAAUCGGGAGGAGGGCGACCAGGAGGACUACGCGCACUUGGGCGGGUGGAGGAGGAACGUGAUUGUCCAGUGUGGGAGGGCCCUCUCCAGGGCCAUGCUUUUCGUUUUUGGGUUUUAUUGGAUCAGCCAGACGUACCGGAUUCCUAAUAGUCACGACAAAUCAUCCACCGUUCAGAAUGAGGGCAAAGAUGAGUCCGACGAGCCCGAAAGACCUGGGGCAAUUAUAUCGAAUCAUGUGUCCUACAUAGAUAUAUUGUAUCACAUGUCUUCCUUCUUCCCGAGCUUUGUUGCUAAGCGAUCAGUGGCUAAGCUUCCUCUAGUGGGUCUCAUCAGCAAGUGCCUCGGUUGUGUUUAUGUCCAGCGGGAGUCAAGGUCAUCUGACUUCAAGGGUGUUUCAGGUGUUGUGACUGAAAGAGUUAAAGAAGCUCAUCAACAUAAGUCUGCUCCAAUGAUGAUGCUUUUUCCAGAAGGGACAACUACAAAUGGAGACUACCUCCUGCCAUUCAAGACAGGUGCAUUUUUACCAAAAGCACCAGUGCUUCCAGUGAUUCUAAGAUAUCCUUGCCGAAGAUUUAGUCCUGCCUGGGAUUCAAUCUCUGGGGUGAGACAUGUCAUUUUUCUACUCUGCCAAUUUGUAAAUCACUUGGAGGUGAUACAAUUACCUAUUUACCACCCCUCCGAGCAAGAAAAGGAUGAUCCAAAACUUUAUGCUAGUAAUCUUAGAAGGUUGAUGGCAAGUGAGGGUAAUUUGAUACUGUCAGAUAUUGGACUGCCUGAGAAGCGAAUAUAUCAUGCUGCUCUCAAUGGUAAUAAUAGCCUGCCUAGUGUUUUGCAUCAGAAAGACGAUUGAUAAUUUCAUGGCUUCGCUCCCAAAUGAUUUCUUGUCCCAGUUGAGUUUCUUAGUCUCAAUUGGCAUUUGCUCAUGAAUGCACAGGCAUUAGCUGGGCGUGUACUCACCCAUUUAGAUGGACAUUGGCGUGCUGUUAUCGCCUUGUAACAUUCUUACAUAAAAUAUGGCCGUUAAAUACUGUUUUAAUGUGCUGAUGGAUCUCUUCUAUAAAUUUAUAACAAUACUCAAUAAUUUUAUGUCUCGAAACCCUUCUAAGACAGAAGUAUGCAUCUGUAAAUCUGAAUCAUCUCUUUCG
Messenger RNA from Corylus avellana, 1817 nucleotides. NCBI's taxonomy places the organism in Eukaryota, Viridiplantae, Streptophyta, Magnoliopsida, Fagales, Betulaceae. The record is from RefSeq and is a predicted model, not a curated record.